AUGGGGCGCCUAGGGAUAUUGUUUCUGGGGAGAGCGGCCUGCCAUUUACAGAGGAGGGGUGGAAGAGAGGGGUUGCAGCUCUCCCGUCAUUUGGAGCAGGGCAAUCUGCCUUCAACGAUUUUCUCUAAUCAAAGUAAGAUUACAAAAUUUAAGAUCUCUGGUAAUCGAUUAGAAGGGGUGUUGUCAUUUUCAAUAUUUGCCAAUGCUUCUAGUCUUCACCACCUUGAUCUUUCAAACAAGAAGUUGGAAGUUGAAACAGAGUCUCCCUCCUGGGUGCCCACCUUUCAGCUAGAACCUCUGAACUUGACAAGUUGCAGCCUCAACAAGAAGAAUGGUCAUGUUGUCCCAACUUUCAUAUUCACCCAAUAUUUAUUGUAUUGGCUAGACUUGUCUGACAACUCAUUAGAUGGAAGCAUACCUUGUAAACUAUUUUUCAACAUGAAUAUCACAGGUUUUCACUUGAGUGGCAACAAAAUUGAUGGUUCUUUCCUUGACUGCUCUACUAAUGGAACUGCACCACUUGAGUCAUUGGACAUAUUUGAUAAUCAUGUCAAAGGCUCUCUUCCAGAAAAUAUUGGAUAUCUUCUUCCAAGCUUAAUUUGCAUUGACAUGUCCUUAAAUGCAUUAGAAGGCAACAUUCCUUGGUCCUUUGGUUGUCCACCUCUCCAUGGUGUAGACUUCUCUCAUAACAUGCUCUUAGGAACAAUACUGCAAAAUUUGACUAGCACUGGCACGUGGCUUAUGUUGUUAGAUUCAUCAAACAACAAAUUGCAAGGACAAAUGCUCCCAAAGGACACGAACAUGACAAUGUUGAGGAUUUUAUGUCUUAGUAGCAAUCACUUCGAAGGAGUAAUCUCCCCCACCAUAUUAAAAAGUCAAUAUUUACUAAUCCUAGAUGUUCGAGAUAAUGACUUGUCUGGUAAUAUUCUAGAGUGGUUGUAUGAUCAUUCUCGCUUGGUAGCACUUAUUUUAAGUGGAAAUCGCUUUGAAGGUCACCUAACCCAAAGAUUGUAUCGGAUGAAAACAUCGCAAGCUUUUGUCAUCUCUCACAAUCGUCUUUCAGGAGGUAUUCCCUCCUACCUUGAUAACAUUACUUUCUGGAACAAGAGUUCUCCAAGCCUUAUUACUCAUUGGAAUUACUAUAUCAAUAAACUUGAACUACAGUAUCCCUACCUAUUUAGAGAUGAUUUUAUUCGGUCGUUCAUACCAUUGGAAACUCAAAUGUCUUUGUUCAUAAAAAAUAGGUUAUAUAAUUUCAAAGGUUUCCCUCCUUGGAUGAUGAUUGCAAUUGACCUGUCAUCUAACCAGUUGACAGGUAGCAUUCCUUCUGAAAUGGGAGAACUGUCACAACUUCGGUUCUUGAACUUGUUGAAUAACUCUCUAAUAGGUUUCAUUCCAAUCUCUUUUCAAAACUUGAGAAGCAUGGAGUGUUUGGAUCUUUCUCACAACCACUUGAGAGGGAGAAUCCCUUCUAAAUUGGUUGGACUUACUUCUAUAUCUAUUCCCCAUAUACUACCUGAGGCGAUAGCUGCUCAAGCUGGUGACACAUCAGCUGUAUUUGCUUUGGGCACAUUUGAAGCAGAUCCAGCCACUUCUGCUUCAUCUACGGGCCCUGCUGACACUAUGCCCAGUGAACAGGGAGAUUGGCCCAAGGGCAAGGAUAUUGCUCCUGAGGUACGUAGAGUGAAAAUGGAGAAGACGUUGGGGAAGAAGUCUGCAUUUGGGAGUGGCAAACCUUCAUCAAUUUUCUCUAAUCAAAGCAAGAUUAUGAAAUUUAAGGUCUCUGGUAAUCAAUUAGAAGGGGUGUUGCCAUUUUCCAUAUUUUCCAACGCUUCUAGUCUUUACUACCUUGAUCUUUCAAAUAACAAGUUGGAAGUUGAAAUAGAGUCUCCCUCCUGGGUGCCCACCUUUCAGCCAGGAUAUCUGAACUUAGCAAGUUGUGGCCUCAACAAGAAGAAUUGUCACGUUUUCCUAACCUUCAUAUCCACCCAACAUUUGUUGUAUUUGCUAGACUUGUCUGACAACUCAUUAGAAGGAAGUGUACCUUGUCAACUACUUUUCAACAUGAGUAUCUCAGUUUUGUACUUGAGUGGCAAAAAAAUCAAUGGUUCUUUCAUUGACUGCUUUGCUAAUGGAACUUCACCACUUGAGUCGUUGGACAUAUCUGAUAAUCAUGUCAAAGGCUCUCUUCCAGAAAAUAUUGGAUAUCUUCUUCCAAGCUUAAUUAGCUUUAUCGUGUCCUCAAAUGCACUAGAAGGCAACAUUCCUUGGUCCUUUGGUUAUCUGCCUUUCCAUUGUGUAGACCUUUCUCAUAACAUGCUCUUAGGAACAGUACUGCAGAGUUUGACUAGAACUGGCAUGUGA
Molecule: messenger RNA, 2364 nt
Organism: Carya illinoinensis
Lineage: Eukaryota; Viridiplantae; Streptophyta; Magnoliopsida; Fagales; Juglandaceae
Product: LRR receptor-like serine/threonine-protein kinase GSO2
Exons: 5
Coding region: 1-2364 (787 amino acids)
Molecular function (GO): protein binding
Source: RefSeq, a predicted model, not a curated record